This is a messenger RNA of Rhipicephalus microplus (southern cattle tick), 592 nucleotides long. Its product is annotated as lipase member K-like. NCBI's taxonomy places the organism in Eukaryota, Metazoa, Arthropoda, Arachnida, Ixodida, Ixodidae. Gene Ontology annotation, biological process: lipid metabolic process. The record is from RefSeq and is a predicted model, not a curated record.
ACGAAAAAUGCACCCUAGUUUUCGCACCUUGACCAACUGCUUGAAACUUUCAGCGCUUCUUUGCGUCUUGCCUAUAACGAAGGGAUUCCACUUUGACGCUGAUUCACUGAGAAACGUGUCGCAGCUGAUCGUGAGUAAAGGCUACCCGGUGGAAGAACACACUGUGGUAACCGCAGAUGGCUACGUUCUGAAUAUGCAAAGAAUACCAAGAGGAAGGUAUGAGCCCGACGUACUUCGCACCAACAAUAGCAAGCCAGCGGUUCUCGUUGUUCAUGCUCUUGCGGUUUCAUCUGCUGAUUUUGUGAUGAAUUUUCCUGACCAGAGCCUGGGGUUUCUGCUCGCUGAUGCUGGUUAUGAUGUCUGGCUUGGCAACUUGCGUGGCAAUGAGUACACCAGUCACGUCAGGUACAAGAAGUUUGAUCGAAGGUUCUGGCGAUUCAGUUUUGAUGAGAUGAUACAGUAUGACACCCCUACAAUGAUUGACACUGUGCUUCGAAUGACAAACAGAACGAAGCUGCUGUACAUAGGGUUCUCCCAAGGUACCCAAGUUCUGUUUGGUCUCCUCGCAUACCAGCCGGAAUACCAACGAAAG